Molecule: messenger RNA, 3264 nt
Organism: Chanos chanos (milkfish)
Lineage: Eukaryota; Metazoa; Chordata; Actinopteri; Gonorynchiformes; Chanidae
Gene: u2surp
Product: U2 snRNP-associated SURP domain containing
Exons: 26
Coding region: 11-2926 (971 amino acids)
Biological process (GO): RNA processing
Cellular component (GO): nucleus
Molecular function (GO): RNA binding
Source: RefSeq, a predicted model, not a curated record
GGUUAGCAAAAUGGCGGACAAAACGCCAGGUGGUGUGCAGAAAGCCAGUACUAAGGCACUGUUGGAGAGUAAAUUGAAAGCCUUCAGUAUUGGCAAGAUGGCUGUUGCGAAAAGGACUCUAAGCAAGAAGGAGCAAGACGAACUUAAAAAGAAGGAGGAUGAACGAGCUGCUGCAGAGAUCUAUGAGGAAUUUCUUGCAGCCUUUGAGGGAGGUGAAGGAAAAGUCAAGACUUUUGUUCGUGGAGGCAUUGCCAAUGCCACCAAAGAGGAAGCCGCUGCUGAUGAUAAAAGAGGAAAACUCUACAAACCCAAGUCGAGGGUUUUGGAAGCCAAAAGUUUUUUACCUUUGGAAACACCCCCACAAUUUUUAGCACUAGACAAACGUAAUGUGUCAAAGAAAGGAGAAAAGGAAAAGAAAAAGAGCAAUCUGGAACUUUUCAAAGAGGAAUUAAAACAGAUUCAGGAGGAGCGUGACGAGCGACAUAGGCUGAAAGGACGAGUGAGCAGAUUUGAACCUCUCUCUAACACAGAAGGAAGGAGAUCUUCGGAUGGUUCUUCACGAAGAAACCGUCCAUCCAGUGUCCUGGAUGAUUCUGCUCCAGGCUCACAUGAUGUUGGUGACCCAUCAACCACAAAUCUUUAUUUGGGAAACAUAAAUCCUCAGAUGAAUGAGGAGAUGCUGUGUCAGGAGUUUGGGAAGUAUGGUCCUCUGGCCAGUGUGAAGAUCAUGUGGCCCAGGACAGAUGAGGAAAGGGCCAGAGAGAGAAACUGCGGUUUUGUGGCCUUUAUGACCAGGCGAGAUGCUGAACGUGCUUUGAAGCAUUUAAAUGGUAAAAUGAUCAUGAAUUUUGAGAUGAAAUUAGGAUGGGGCAAAGGCGUACCAAUCCCACCUCACCCUAUAUACAUUCCACCUUCCAUGAUGGAGCACACUCUUCCUCCUCCACCUUCUGGACUGCCCUUUAAUGCUCAGCCUAAAGAAAGACUGAAGAACCCCAAUGCGCCUAUGCCAGCUCCUCCCAAGAGCAAAGAGGAGUUUGAGAAGACUCUGUCGCAAGCCAUAGUCAAAGUGGUUAUCCCAACAGAAAGGAAUUUGCUCUCUCUAAUCCACCGAAUGAUCGAGUUUGUGGUGCGUGAAGGGCCUAUGUUUGAAGCAAUGAUCAUGAACAGAGAAAUCAACAAUCCCUUGUACAGGUUUCUAUUUGAUAAUCAAAGUCCAGCUCAUGUCUAUUACCGAUGGAAGCUAUACUCCAUACUGCAGGGAGACUCCAUUACUAAGUGGAGAACAGAUGACUUCAGACUUUUUAAGAAUGGCUCCUUCUGGCGACCUCCUCCUCUUAACCCCUACUUGCAUGGAACCCCUGAUGAAGAAGAGGGUGAAGAAGAUGAGGAAGAGGAAGCCAGCAAGAAAGGCUGCCUAAAAGACGAAGAGCGAGACAAGCUGGAGGAGACGCUCCGUGGUUUGACCCCGAGAAAGAGUGACAUAGCUGAGGCAAUGGUGUUCUGCCUGUCUCACGCAGAUGCUGCCGAAGAGAUAGUGGAAUGCAUCACCGAGUCUCUGUCCAUCCUCAAAACGCCACUGCCAAAGAAGAUUGCAAGGUUAUAUUUGGUAUCGGAUGUGUUGUAUAACUCGUCAGCAAAAGUUGCCAAUGCCUCUUACUACAGGAAAUUCUUUGAAACAAAACUCUGCCAGAUAUUCGCUGACCUUCAUGCUACCUACAAGACGAUACAGGGCCACUUGCAGUCUGAACAUUUUAAGCAACGAGUGAUGUCAUGUUUCCGGGCGUGGGAGGACUGGGCAGUGUAUCCGGAUCCUUUCCUGAUAAAACUUCAGAACAUCUUCCUGGGACUUGUGAGACUAGACUCAGAUAAAGAGGUCCCAGAGGUGGAGGUGGAGCCGACAGAACCCACAGAGGACAUUGACGGUGCUCCCAUAGUCGAGGAGGAAUUAGAUGGUGCUCCAUUAGAUGAUGUAGAUGGAACUCCCAUUGAUGGAACCCCCAUUGAUGGAGCCCCGCUAGAUGACCUAGAUGGGGUUCCCAUAAAGGGUUCAGAGGAAGAUCUUGAUGGUGUUCCCUUAGAUCAAGGUGAAGCUCUUAAACCUGGUUUUAAAAUGGCUCCAUCAAAAUGGGAGGCAGUGGAUGAGGCUGCUCUGGAAGCACAAGCUGUAACCACAUCAAAGUGGGAAAUCUUUGAACUACCAGAAGAUUCUGACAAAAAUAAAGACAGGGAAAAACAUGAAGGCGAGAAAAAAGACUCUCUGAAGAGUUCCCAGUCAGAACAGCAGUCUUAUUCAAACCCUUUCAGAGAAGAUUACACAGAUUCCAAAUCUGCUAAAUUCUCUGAGAUGAGUGAGGAAAAGCGAGCCAAGCUACGAGAAAUUGAGCUCAAAGUGAUGAAAUUUCAAGAUGAGCUGGAAUCUGGAAAACGACCAAAGAAGCUUGGACAGAGCAUUCAAGAACAAGUAGAGCUGUACAGAGAUAAAUUACUACAGAGGGAAAAGGAGAAGGAAGUUGAGAAAGAGAGGGAAAAAGAAAAAGAGAGAAAAGACAAGGAUAAAUCUGAUGUUUCUGUGAAGGAGAAGGAAAAAGAAGAGUCCACACCAAGCAGAAAAGAAAAGAAAAGACGACACAGUCCGUCUCCCAGCCCCACCCGCAGCAGCAGCAGUCGAAGGGGGAGGUCCCCUUCCCCGCGCUCCGAACGCUCCGACAGAUCCUACACCAAGGAAAGCAGUUCCCGCAGCUCCUAUAAGGAUUCACCACGAGACAGCAGCAGGAAAUCAUCCAAAAGGUCUCCUUCCCCACCCAGAACACCCAAACGAUCUCGCAGGUCCAAAUCAAGAACGCCUAAAAAAUCAAGCAAGAAGUCUCGAUCCCGGUCGAGGUCUCCACAUCGGUCACACAAGAAAUCCAAGAAGAGCAAGCACUGAAAUAUAACGUUAAUGAUAGAAUGGUUGGAAUAUCUUUUGUGCCUGACAUUUGUCCUGUAAAUCAGUGUAGGGAGAAUUGGUUUUCUCAUCCCAUUCUCUAUCUCUCUCUCUCUCUCUGUAGCUCAUUUGUUUUCUGCACGCAUACAGUGUUUUCAUUUUACUGGAAGUGUUUUGUAUUGUAAAAUAAAGUCCCAACUUCUCAUAAAAAGUCAUACCCAUGGUCAGAGCAAUCUUCUAUUGUCUUAACUUUUGCUCAUGGUUUUUAGGUAACUCAAAUGAUUUAAAUUAAAACAAAUUGUACAUGUUUGAGUUGUAUAGGUGUUGGCUUUUCAAUAAAG